Messenger RNA from Metopolophium dirhodum (rose-grain aphid), 354 nucleotides. RefSeq lists its product as uncharacterized. The record is from RefSeq and is a predicted model, not a curated record. NCBI's taxonomy places the organism in Eukaryota, Metazoa, Arthropoda, Insecta, Hemiptera, Aphididae. The coding region runs from base 1 to 354 and encodes 117 amino acids. The transcript has a single exon.
AUGCCGAACGUAGGUGGCCCGGCCCAAGCGAAACGGGCACUCCUUGGGUCGGUCACCAACAGCAAGCUGCUAUACGCCUCACCGGUCUGGGCGACCGUCGGUAUUAAGACUGCCAAGAAUCGGAAUGAAAUGGCCAGGGCGCAGAGGACCACGGCACCCCGCACAAUCAGGGCCUACCGAACGGUCUCCGCCGACGCGUCCUCCCUACUGUCGUGCAUGCUGCCGGCCGACCUCCUCGCCCACGAACGGGCUAGAAUCAAGACCCGGCUUGAGGACGUCGGAGAAGCACUUACUACCUCCGCAAUUAAGAAGCAGGAAAGGGAGAUCUCUACAUCGUCGUGGCAAUCCAGAUGA